UGAUGGACUGUCUCAUAAGCUAGAUGGAAAUUAGGAACAACGUGACCGAGUUUGUUCUCCUGGGGCUCACACAGAAUCCACACAUGCAGAAAAUCAUAUUUGUUGUGUUUUUAGUUAUCUAUGUCUUCUCUGUGGUGGGAAAUUUGCUCAUUCUAAUCACCAUUACAAACAGCCAACUGUUGGGGUCCCCAAUGUAUUACUUCCUGGCCUAUCUCUCUUUUAUUGAUGCCUGCUACUCCUCUGUCAAUACACCUAAACUGAUUGCUGAUUCACUCCAUGAAAGGAAAUCUAUUAAAUUCAAUGGAUGCAUGACCCAAGUUUUUGCAGAACAUUUCUUUGGAGGAGCUGAAGUCAUCUUGCUUACUGUGAUGGCUUAUGACCGCUAUGUAGCCAUUUGUAAACCCCUACAUUAUGCGACCAUCAUGAACAGACGACUUUGUAACAUCCUUUUGGGAGUAUCAUGGGUUGGAGGCUUUCUUCAUGGAGGUAUACAAAUUCUUUUCAUUAUUGGAUUACCUUUCUGUGGCCCUAAUGUCAUAGACCACUUUAUGUGUGAUCUGAACCCUUUGCUUGAUCUAGCCUGUAUUGACACCCACAUUCUUGGGCUUUUUGUUGCUGCCAACAGUGGCUUCAUCUGUCUGUUAAAUUUCCUCCUACUGCUUGUCUCCUACAUGGUCAUCCUUCGCUCCCUAAGGACCCACAGUGCUGAAGGAAGGCGCAAAGCCCUCUCUACCUGUGUUUCUCACAUUACAGUAGUGGUUUUAUUUUUUGUGCCCUGCAUAUUUGUUUACAUGAGACCUGCAGGUGCAUUACCCAUUGAUAAAGCAGUUGCUUUGUUUUAUACUAUGGUAACUCCCAUGCUGAAUCCAUUAAUCUAUACCUUAAGAAAUGCUCAGAUGAAAAAUGCCAUUUGGAAAUUGUUUAGUAUAAAAAUUCAGUCAGAUGACAAAUAA
Molecule: messenger RNA, 953 nt
Organism: Arvicanthis niloticus (Nile rat)
Lineage: Eukaryota; Metazoa; Chordata; Mammalia; Rodentia; Muridae
Source: RefSeq, a predicted model, not a curated record